Molecule: messenger RNA, 1185 nt
Organism: Aspergillus terreus NIH2624
Lineage: Eukaryota; Fungi; Ascomycota; Eurotiomycetes; Eurotiales; Aspergillaceae
Product: mitochondrial 37S ribosomal protein mS45
Exons: 2
Coding region: 1-1185 (394 amino acids)
Biological process (GO): mitochondrial translation
Cellular component (GO): mitochondrial small ribosomal subunit
Molecular function (GO): structural constituent of ribosome
Source: RefSeq, a predicted model, not a curated record
AUGCCUCCGCGAAUACAGAACCAGCUCGUCUCUAACUCCCUCCUCCCCUACCUUUCCUCGACCUCUUCCACCACCCUCUGCUCCUCCACAAGAUGCUCUCCCUCCUGUCGGUCGACGAGCCGGCCAUUCUCGUCGACAUCAUCGACGCAGACUAAACUCCGCUCUGACAUGUUCACCUGGCUGAACGGCGAGGGGGCCGCCUUGAAGAACCACAUUCCUGGUCAGACCAACUACCUGACACAGCUGCGGUACCGGCGCUCCGGGGAGGAUGAGACCCCUGAACGGACGGGGCCGUCGCGGCCAUUCCCAUUAAACCCCAGCUUCGUCAGCGAGCCGAUCCUCAGCGAGGAACUGCGUAACGAGAUCUACGAGCGUGUGGUGCGGAAGAAGAAGAGCGUGCGGGCCGUCAGUGUUGAACUGGGUAUCGAUAUGCGCCGUGUGGGUGCUGUCGUCCGGCUAGUCGAGCUGGAAAAGCGCAUGAGACAACAGAACAAGGAGCUGGCGCUGCCCUACGCCCGGGCCAUCCAUGAAAUGGUCCCAACCACCCCAUUAUACGAAGACCCCCGCGACCACCGCUCUAAUCCUCACGAGUCCAUCAACGACCUCCCAGUGCACCGCCUGACCGACCCGCAGAUCUUCUACCCUGUCUCCGAGUCGCGGCAUUUCACCCGCACGGACGCUGGCCGCGUGUUCUCCGCCGCCCCGGCGCAGGAACAUGCCCAGGUUGCUCGUGAUACUGCGGACCCCGACGCUGCCGUGUCCCGCAUCACGCAGCAGCCCGGAUCGGCGAUCGAGACUGUCGGUAAGGGUGCGGAGGAGCAGCAGGUGCUGCAGCCGGCGGAUGUGCGGAUUCCUCACCCGCAUCUGGUGGCCCACGAGCGGCACCGUCUCGCGCAUCCGUUCGAGGGCCGCGAGACGCAGAAGUUGUAUGAGCGUCGGCUGCGUAGCGAAGAGGAGGCGGAGCGGGCGCGCAAGCAGGCUGCGAAGGACCGCGCGGAGCAGCAGAUGCAGAAGGUGCAGCCUGCGGACUCGCGGUUCGAGUUCCGCUUCAAGGAUGUUGAGGUUAGCCGGGAGACGGUUGGUGCUGAUGGUCGUGGAGCGAAGGCGCCUGGCCAGCGGUACGGUGUGCCCAGCUAUGAGCGGAAGAAGGGUCAGGUCAAGAUCCCUACCCGUGUGGAGGUUUAG